Messenger RNA from Peronospora belbahrii, 273 nucleotides. NCBI's taxonomy places the organism in Eukaryota, Oomycota, Peronosporomycetes, Peronosporales, Peronosporaceae. The record is from the annotation of a GenBank genome assembly.
AUGGUGUGGAAUCGCUUGAAAUUUCCCAAUAUGGCAAUCACAUUCAUGGGCAAGAACGCACGUACAAGAUUGCGUGAUAAUCAAUACGUUUUUCGUGUUGAACCGCAAUACACGAAGCAUGAGAUCAAGGAAUACUUGACGAAAGUCUAUGAUUUACCAGUGGCGAAAGUGAAUACGAUGAAUUACGAAGGUAAAUUCAAACGGGCAUUUCGUGGUCGAUACGUGUACAAGGAGAAGGACUGGAAGAAGGCUAUUGUGACCCUCAAGGUGUAA